This is a messenger RNA of Drosophila biarmipes, 381 nucleotides long. RefSeq names its product drosomycin. The coding region runs from base 79 to 291 and encodes 70 amino acids. The record is from RefSeq and is a predicted model, not a curated record. NCBI's taxonomy places the organism in Eukaryota, Metazoa, Arthropoda, Insecta, Diptera, Drosophilidae. The transcript has a single exon. Gene Ontology annotation, biological process: defense response.
UUCUUCCCAGCCACAAGUCGCUGACAUCUCAACAAGGAACCAUCCACCAAGUGCUCUCUGAGAACUUCAUCUUCCAACAUGAUGCAAAUCAAGUACUUGUUCGCCCUCUUCGCUGUCCUGAUGCUGGUGGUCCUGGGAGCCAACCAGGCCGAAGCCGACUGCCUUUCCGGAAAGUACAAGGGUCCUUGCGCCGUCUGGGACAAUGAGACUUGCAGGCGAGUUUGCAAGGAGGAAGGACGCGUCAGUGGACACUGCAGCCCCAGUCUGAAGUGCUGGUGCGAAGGAUGUUGAGACGCCAAUUCCUGAAAAUUCUAUAUACUUUAUAAUCUGAAAAGCGCUACAAAUGACUAAUAUCCAAUAAAAAAUAAUGUACAUUAUAAA